ACCACCACGUCUACGUCACAAUGCAGCUGGUGUGAUGAUUCGCGGCAUGAUCACGCCAGGGACUUCUUCGACCACACCACAGGCGUACCUUUGUAAAUAGCCUGGCUUUUCCUACAACCUAAUACUAGUAUCCAUGGCACAGAAUUCGAAGAAGAUGGCCUCUACCAAACAGGGAGAGAAGCCAACAGCCCCGGGCCGUACCACCAUGACCUCCAGUGCAGGGGUGUCCAUGCUGUGGGAGGCGCCACACGUCCUGGCAGACAGGCUGGACCUCGAUCACAACAUCGCCGCUAACGUGAUAGAACUGCUGGACGAGGGCUGCACGGUGCCGUUCAUCGCACGAUAUCGUAAGGAGAAAACGGGAAACAUGGAGGCUGAGAGACUCAGGGAGGUGCAAUCUGCAUACGAGGAGCUCAAAGGAGUGCAGUCAAAGGCAGGUACGGUGGUGAAGCAGGUGGAGAAGCAAGGGAAGAUGACAGAUGGACUACUGGCUGCCAUCAGGAGAUCCAUAACUAUAGAGGAGCUGGACCACCUGUAUGCCCCGUACAAAGUUGGUAGUAAAGCGACUCUCGCUGAGAGGGCGAGACAGCUGGGGUUAGAACCAGCAGCAGUGGGACUGUUGUCACAACCACACUCCUACAGGCCUCAGCAGCUGGUCAAACCAGGGGAGGAAGGUCUCCAGUCUCCAGAGGAAGUAGACAGAGGUGUUCAGCACAUCAUAGCAGACAUGGUUUCCAAGGACAAGGAGACUAUGGACACUAUCAGGGCUAUGUGCAAGGCCGGGCGUGUCACUCUGGAAUCUACCAAGUCUAAAAGUACUGCCAAGAAGGAGAAGGAAGAGGAGAACACUACCCACAAGUUUGAGCAGUACUACACCUUCUCCUGUCCUCUCAAGUUCAUCAAACCUCACCAGGUGCUGGCCAUCAACCGAGGUGAGAGUCAGAAGAUCCUGUCAGUGAAGAUAAACAUUCCAGAUGAUGUCAAGACGAGGUUCCUGACCUUCUGUGAGCGGCGAUGGGUACCACAGAACGCUCCACCGCACGCGGCGGGGGUGAUCAAGAAGGCUGUGGAAGAUGCCUACAGUAGACUGAUCCAGCCUCUCAUGAUCAGACACUACAGAGCUGACCUGACUAAGACAGCGGAGAAGCAGUCUGCUGCAGUGUUCUCCCACAACCUGCAGCGUCUGCUGCUGCAGCCUCCGGUCAGAGGUCGGGUGGUGCUGGGGGUGGACCCGGGGUACAGGCACGGCUGCAAGCUGGCUGUCACAUCACCGACAGGACAGAUCCUGCACUCAGAUGUUGUUUAUCUCCAUGACAACAGGGCUUCCCGGGAAGCCGGCAGGAUUAAGAGAAUUCUGGAGAUUCACAGAUGUCAGACAGUUGCCAUUGGCAAUGGGACGGCCUGCCGAGAGACGGAGGCCUUCUUCUCCCAGCACAUCCAGCAGGGCACAUUCCGGCCACUGGACGUCGUCUACUGUAUAGUAAACGAGAGUGGAGCAUCCAUCUACAGUGUCUCUGAUGAGGCUAAGAAAGAGAUGCCAGACCUGGACCCAAACCUUAGGAGUGCAGUGUCCAUUGCCAGAAGACUACAGGACCCUCUGGUGGAACUGGUGAAGAUUGAACCUAAAAACAUUGGAGUUGGCAUGUAUCAGCAUGACAUAUCAGAGUCCAUGCUGAAGUCAGCGCUGGAUGGUGUUGUGGAGGAGUGCGUCAGUUUUGUGGGGGUCGACAUAAACGUCUGCUCAGAAACCUUACUCAGACGUCUUGCGGGGCUGAACGCCGGCAAGGCCAAGAAGCUGGUGGAGUGGCGAGACGCCAACGGUUCCUUCAUCAACAGGGAGCAGCUGAGGAGUGUGAAGGGGCUCGGUCCCAAGACGUUCGAGCAGUGUGCCGGUUUCAUCCGGAUCAACCCUAUCAGUAUCAACAGCUCAGCCAAGUCCACUACAGAGGAGGAGCAGUCCACCAACACUGCACCAGGCAAGAAGAGGAAAGCAGCAGCUGAGCCAAAGAGGAAAACAAAGAAGGCAAAAACAGAAGCAAACUUGACCCUGAACCCCCUGGACAUGACCUGUAUCCACCCUGAGUCUUACUCCAUAGCUCUGCAGUUUUUGAACAGGGUUGGUGGCAGCCUAGAUGAGCUGGGACAACAGAACAUGAGGAAUAAAGUCCAGGCAGCUCUGGUGAAAAAUAAUGUAGAGAGACUGGCUGCUGAGCUGAACUGUGGAACACCGACCAUGCAGCUCAUCAUCGAUGGGUUACAACAGCCACUGGACUAUGAUAUACGAGCAGAAUUUGAGAAGCCCCUGUUCAAGAAAGGCCUGGUGUCCAUGAACGACCUGAAGGCCGGAACCACCCUAACGGGACGGGUCACCAACCUCACGGACUUCGGCGCUUUCGUGGACAUCGGGGUCGGGAAGGACGGGCUGAUCCACAGGAGCAAGAUCCGCCCGGACAGACUGAAGGGGAAGAAGAGCCUGGGGCCCGGGGACAAGGUGGAGGUGAAGGUGUUGAACGUGGAGCCAUCCCGGGGUAGAAUCGGACUGGAGCUGCUCACACUCAUCAGCUAGAGGGCGCUGUGACUUCACACUCAUCAGCUAGAGGGCGCUGUGACUUCACACUCAUCAGCUAGAGGGCGCUGUGACUUCACACUCAUCAGCUAGAGGGCGCUGUGAACUCUAAUGUGUGCUUCAGCAACUCUUUCAGACUGGAUACUACUACAGUAGAAGUGGUAGCCUGUGUCUAGUGUUUAAUGGUUUGGGCAAGCUCUCUUCAGAGCUGCAGGAGCUCUCUGUUGCCCGACUCAACUAGGCACCUGUAGAGUUUUACACAGCAAGAUUUGGAAAAACAAAUUAAACUUUUCAAAACAACCGUAGGAGUUGGGACAGGUGGCAGAGAACUCCUGCAGCCCCAGAGACAGCCUGCCUAAACCUGAUACACUGGACACCAGGUUAUAGAAGUGGUGAACACUCUAAGCAACCAACAGUUCUGGUUAUAGCUUUCUUAUAGUUCUAUACAGCGUUUAAGAGACACACAAGGAUCACAUGUUGCAAUGUUUGACCUAAAAUAAAAGCAUUUAUUUCUUCAGUUAUAUUCUAACAUUAAAUUUUUACGUACACUGAUCAUGAGUCCUAAACUCCUUGAUUUAGACCACUUUGA
Molecule: messenger RNA, 3155 nt
Organism: Branchiostoma belcheri (Belcher's lancelet)
Lineage: Eukaryota; Metazoa; Chordata; Leptocardii; Amphioxiformes; Branchiostomatidae
Product: S1 RNA-binding domain-containing protein 1-like
Exons: 19
Coding region: 134-2566 (810 amino acids)
Biological process (GO): translation; nucleobase-containing compound metabolic process
Molecular function (GO): mRNA binding; structural constituent of ribosome
Source: RefSeq, a predicted model, not a curated record